UUAAAGAAAUGGGGGUCCCUUGUUGUUGGAGUGUGAAAGAGUUCUAGAGGAGGUUGGUGUCCUUGAAGGUUUAACGCUCGUUAUCAAAUCUACCAAUCUGCUUGCUUUGGUCUUAUAUCCAAGCUUUCACUUGACGAGGUUUCUUGGGACGGACCUUUCUCUGAGAAACAACUGUAUCAAUGGAGGAGCAGGACAAAGAUGACAAUUCUGCUUCUUUUUCAUGGUGGUCUGAUAGCCAUAAGCGUCCUCAACAAUCCCAAUGGCUUCAAGCUACCCUCUCAGAUUUGGAUAACAAGACUAAAACGAUCCUAAAUAUUAUACAAGACGAUGGGGAUUCAUUUGCAAAGAGAGCUGAGAUGUUUUAUCAGAGAAGACCGGAGCUUAUAAACCUGGUGCACGACUUGCACAAAUCCUACCGUUCUUUAGCAGAAAAGUACGAUCAAAUUAGAUCUGAAUGCGUUUAUGUUUCCCAUUUGAGAUCAAUAUCAUCCUCUUCGUCAUUAAACUCCUCCAAACAAGUUCAACUCUUCCAGGCACGCAACGAAGAAAAUGCUGGAAGCACCAAAUCGGAAGCACCAACUUCCCUUCCUGACUCGGUUGCAGAAGAAAAAUAUAGCAUUAGACGGGAAAAUGAGUCCAUGUCAAGUGAACAAUACAAGAUCCUGAAGACCGAUCGUGAUGAUGACAGGAACGUUAAUGGAAGUGGGCUGGAAAAGAUCAUUAAUGGUAUUGGAUUGAAUGGAAACAUUGAUGGCGGUGAUUUCCAAAUGAAGAGCCUCGAAAAGGAGAAACUGCGGAAUGAAUUAAGGCUACAGGUCUCAGAACUUAUAGAUGAUAGUUUGCAGCAGCAGAGUGAGCUAAUAAAGAGAAAUGACGAGAAGAGAGAAGUGAUCAAGCAUCUUCGUGCCCAAAUCAGCAGGCUAAUGGAAGAGAACAGGGUCCUGAAGAGUUAUCUACCAAGCUACAAGGCGGAUAUGAAGCGGAACACCAAAUCUCAUGUAUCAAAGCUGAAGGGGCUAAAUUGCAUUGGCAAUUUUAAGGGCUAAAUGGCAUUUCGCACGAGUUUCGGUUCAUAACCUAAUAAUGCAAUCAAAUAUCAGUUUAAAACGCCACCAUUUCCUUAAGCUGUUUCGAACUGGCAGCCCUUCAUUGCAUUUCAUUCCAUUCCAUUAUAAAAUGCCGAACUUCCUCUUCAUCUUUUGUCUCUUGUUUUCCUAUUUUGUUGCAAAGUGAUGCAACUUCCAUGGUGUUCAUUGGCUUUCAUUUUUUUUUUUUUGAGAUAACAAUAAUAGUUGUAUGCAAGAAAGGAUGUGCAAAUAAUUUCUUAUCAAUCAUUUAUCAAUUGGAAUGGAGCUUUUAUGCUA
This is a messenger RNA of Populus trichocarpa (black cottonwood), 1364 nucleotides long. RefSeq names its product protein NETWORKED 3C. The record is from RefSeq and is a predicted model, not a curated record. Bases 180 to 1046 code for a protein of 288 amino acids. NCBI's taxonomy places the organism in Eukaryota, Viridiplantae, Streptophyta, Magnoliopsida, Malpighiales, Salicaceae. Gene Ontology annotation, molecular function: actin binding. The transcript has 2 exons.